Alternaria novae-zelandiae is the source of this 1719-nucleotide messenger RNA. RefSeq lists its product as uncharacterized. Gene Ontology annotation, biological process: oligosaccharide catabolic process. Lineage: Eukaryota; Fungi; Ascomycota; Dothideomycetes; Pleosporales; Pleosporaceae. Bases 1 to 1719 code for a protein of 572 amino acids. Gene Ontology annotation, molecular function: alpha-amylase activity. The transcript is spliced from 5 exons. The record is from RefSeq and is a predicted model, not a curated record.
AUGUCGCAAAAGAAAGACCUGCAUGUCGGAACCAACAAGCACCGCUGGUGGAAAGAAGCGGUGGUAUACCAGAUCUACCCUGCUUCGUUUCUAGACAGUAACGGUGAUGGCUGGGGUGACGUCCCUGGCAUCACCCAAAAGCUCGACUACCUGAAAGACCUCGGUGUGGACGUAAUAUGGGUCUCGCCAAUCUACAAGAGCCCGCAAGCGGAUAUGGGGUACGACAUUGCAGACUAUGAGGAUAUCGAUCCCAGCUAUGGCACCUUAGCCGACGUUGACAACCUCAUCAAAGAAGUCAAAAAGCGCGACAUGAAACUCGUCAUGGACCUUGUCGUCAACCAUACAUCGGAAGAGCAUGCAUGGUUUCUGGACUCGCGAUCAUCAAAGGAAUCAUCGAAACGCGACUGGUAUAUCUGGAAGCCUGCAAAGUACGAUGCUGAUGGAAAUCGCCUGCCUCCAAACAACUGGGCGCAGAUCCUAGGAGAGGCCAACUCUGCGUGGACCUGGGAUGAGAAGACUCAGGAGUACUAUCUAUCGCUCUUCACGCCCGAACAGCCGGAUCUCAACUGGGAAAACCCCGAUGUGCGCGCAGCCGUACAUGAUAUUCUGCGCUUUUGGCUCGACAAGGGUGUCUCUGGAUUCCGCAUGGAUGUCAUCAACAUGAUAUCGAAGGUUCAGACAUUCCCGGAUGCGGCCAUCUCGGUCAAAGACAACAAGUACCAGCCUGGCGACAAGUAUUACGCCAACGGCCCAAGACUACACGAGUGGUUGAAGGAACUUCGGCGCGAUGUGCUCUCGAAAUACGAUACGCUCACUGUCGGAGAAAUGCCAUUCGUCCGCGAUGAUGACGAAGUAAUCAAAGUCGUCGGUGCCGAAAACGAAGAGCUGAACAUGAUCUUCGUCUUCGACUUGGUGGAUAUCGACAAUGUACCCGGCGAUUUCAAAUAUACUCUACAGCCAUGGGAUGCGCGGGACCUGAAGAAGAUCGUGAACAGGCUGCAGCGCCUGAUGCUCGAGCGCGACGGCUGGAACUCGCUCUACGUGGAAAACCAUGACCAGCCUCGGAGUACUACCCUCGCCGGAACGUUAUACGUUUACCAAGGCGAGGAGAUUGGCAUGCGCAACGUGCCUAAAGAGUGGAAACCCGAGGAGUACAAGGACAUUGAAAGCAUAAACUUCUUCAAAAAGUACCGCGACCUCUACCCCGGCAAUGCAGAAAAGCAGGCCCUAGCAGCCAAGAUCAUGCAACGCAAAGCUCGCGACAGCGCCAGAACACCCAUGCAAUGGGACUCAUCCGCCCAAGCCGGUUUCACCAGCGGAAAGCCCUGGAUGCGCGUCAACGACGACUAUCCCAGCAUCAACGCCGCAGCUCAACUUGCAAAUCCUGAACCCUCGCCCGGUAUGCUCUCCGUUCGCGCAUUCUGGAAGCGCGGUCUCGAGUGUCGCAAGGAGAACAAGGACGUCUUCGUGUACGGUGAUUUCGAGAUGCUUGAUAUGGAGGAUCAGAAGGUCGUUGCCUAUCGGCGGUGGAGUGACAAGAAUGCUUUCAUCACUGUGCUGAACUUCAGUGGAGAACAAACAGUAUGGGAGAAGAUGGGCGACUUGAAAGUGAAGAAGUGGGUUGCUGGCAACUAUGAUGAGAGGCAAUUGGAUGGGAAGGCGAAGAGUGGGAAGCUGGAGUUGAGGCCUUGGGAGGCUGUGCUGGGUAUGUUGGAGUAA